Molecule: messenger RNA, 5768 nt
Organism: Carassius carassius (crucian carp)
Lineage: Eukaryota; Metazoa; Chordata; Actinopteri; Cypriniformes; Cyprinidae
Product: ATPase family AAA domain-containing protein 2B-like
Exons: 28
Coding region: 164-4357 (1397 amino acids)
Biological process (GO): positive regulation of transcription by RNA polymerase II
Cellular component (GO): nucleus
Molecular function (GO): histone binding; ATP hydrolysis activity; ATP binding
Source: RefSeq, a predicted model, not a curated record
CGGAAGUGGCUCGCCAGAGAGUUUCGGCUGGCUGACAGCAGAGGGAGAGAGAGAGAAAGAGAAAUGGCGCCUUGGCUCUAGUAGCUGAGACACAGUCAGAACGAAAGCAGCUGGCAAUAGCUAUAGGACAGGAUCUGUCUAUCAGCGGGGACAGACAGCAAUAAUGGUGAACACCAGAAAGAGCUCGGAGCACAAGCCCAUCGGUCCUUUCAUCUCGGGCCGGACGAGGUCGUCUCAGAGGAACAACCCAAACUUGGACGAGCACAACAGCCGUGUAAGGAAGAGAGAGACACCGGCAGCCUAUUCUCUCCGCCAGCCGAAGGAGCCUAGCAGUGAUGUUAACAGCAGUAGUCCACGUUUGUCCCCACCACCCAAGCGGACACGCAGACAGACGCCACCAAGUUCUACCGAUACUUCUCCAAGUCCCCAGAGUAAAGGCCAGAGAGGCUCAUGGACCAUGUCCAAACACUGUACUAGGUUGUCCACUGGUGCCUUGCAGAAUGGACGCAGUCGAAUGAGUCUGAGGGGUGAUUCCACAUCGGAUGGGGCCCACGGUCGCAUGAAUGGUCAUGUUGAGCUCAAGAGAAGCCGUCGCAUCAGGAAGUCCCAGUUCGAACACCUCAAUCAGAGUUUACUUUUUGACCAACUUGUUAACAGUACGGCAGAAGCAGUUCUUCAAGAGAUGGACAACAUCAGCAGCAUACGGCAGAAUCGGGAAGUGGAGCGCCUCCGCAUGUGGACGGACACCGAACUGGAAAACAUGGACAUGUACUCCCGUGUGAAGAGGAGGAAAUCUUUGCGUAGGAACACGUAUGGAAUGCAGGCGCAUCACAAAGUCAAAUCAAAAGACCCCGAAGAGGAGGAAGGAACUGAAGAGUCAAAUGAGGAGGGAGAGGAGGAUGAGGAUGUGGAGGCUGAUGAUGAUGAAGAUGAUGAAGGAGAUGAGGCAGAAGAGGCUGGAGAGGAGAAUGACAGACCGUAUAACCUCAGGCAGCGUAAAACUGUGCAGCGAUAUGAAGCACCUCCAAUAGAGCCAGUGAACAGGAAGCAAAGCAAGGGCUCUCUGUUUGACACACAUAGAUCUCCUGCAAGAAGAAGCCAUAUUAGAAUAAAGAAACAUGCCAUUCACAGUAGUGAAUCAACAUCAUCGUCUGAUGAAGAGCGCUUUGAGAGGCGGAAAAGCAAAAGCAUGAGCCGUGCUCGUAACAGGUGUCUACCCAUGAACCUGCGGGCAGAGGAUUUGGCCAGCGGUGUGCUUCGAGACCGAGUAAAAGUGGGUGCCAGUUUGGCAGAUGUGGAUCCCAUGAAUCUAGACACCUCUGUGAAGUUUGACCGUGUAGGGGGUCUCACCCAUCACAUCCAGUCUUUAAAGGAGAUGGUUGUCUUUCCUCUACUAUAUCCAGAAGUGUUUGAGAGGUUUAAGAUCCAGCCCCCAAGAGGAUGUCUGUUCUAUGGGCCUCCAGGAACUGGGAAGACGCUGGUGGCACGGGCUUUGGCCAAUGAAUGCAGUCAGGGUGACAGGAAGGUGUCAUUUUUCAUGCGCAAGGGAGCUGACUGCCUCAGCAAAUGGGUGGGAGAGUCUGAACGACAGCUCCGCCUACUUUUUGACCAGGCAUACCUCAUGAGACCCUCCAUCAUCUUUUUCGAUGAGAUUGAUGGCCUCGCUCCUGUUCGCUCCAGCAGGCAGGAUCAAAUUCACAGCUCCAUAGUGUCUACAUUACUGGCAUUGAUGGAUGGUUUGGACAGCCGGGGGGAGAUAGUGGUCAUCGGUGCUACAAACAGACUCGACUCUAUCGACCCCGCACUCAGGAGGCCCGGACGCUUUGACCGGGAGUUUCUGUUCAACCUGCCUGAUAAAAAGGCUCGAAAGCACAUUCUGGAAAUCCACACCAGGGACUGGAGCCCCAAGCUAGCUGAACCCUUCAUUGAUGAGCUAGCUGAGAAAUGUGUCGGUUACUGUGGGGCCGACAUCAAAGCACUUUGCACAGAGGCUGCGCUAGCGGCUCUGCGGCGGCACUAUCCUCAGAUCUACGGUAGCAGCCAACGUUAUCAGCUGGAUGUGGGCUCCAUCGUUUUGGGGCCGCAGGACUUUGGUCGUGCUCUGCGCUCCAUAGUACCUGCGGGUCAGAGGGCUCUGGCUCCGCCUGGCCAGGCCCUUUCCUGUGUGUUAAAGCCCCUGCUGGAGCCCACACUGGCCCAAGCGCUGGCCUUCCUGAUGCGAGUCUUCCCCCACGCAGAGCUCCUGCACAGGGAACACACACAAGACACUGACAAUCAUCUGUUGGUGGAAGACUCGAACAGCGGGGAUGAGGAAUAUCUUGGUGCUCCUUCCAUUUAUGAAACUCAGUCAGGAUCAUCGAAGAAAGCAAAUUCCUGCACGACCCAUAAACCCUUUCUCCACUUUACCAUUUCAGCCUACCAGCAGCCCACCUCUUACCGGCCACGGCUGCUGCUGACGGGACCCCAGGGUGCGGGGCAGAGCACACACCUGGCCCCUGCUGUGCUGCACCACCUGGAGAAGUUUACUGUGCACCGCCUCGACCUACCCACGCUAUACUCCAUCAGUGCCAAAACCCCAGAGGAGUCCUGCGCUCAGGUGUUUCGUGAGGCUCGGCGCUGUGUACCGAGCAUCAUCUAUAUGCCUCACAUCAGUGACUGGUGGGAAGCCAUCAGUGAGACGGUCAAGAGCAGCUUCCUCACACUCCUGCAGGAUGUACCUUCAUUCACACCCCUCUUCAUCCUCGCCACAGCAGAAACCAUCUACCAGCAGCUUCCUGACGAGCUAAAAUGCAUCUUCAGCCAUUCAUAUGGGGAGGUGCUUUGUUUAAGCAUGCCGGGAGAAGAAGAACGCAGGAAGUUUUUUUCAGACCUCAUUUUGGUGCAGGCAGCCAAGGCGCCACCCCGCAAAAGGAGAACAGUGUGCGCUCUGGAGGUGCUGACCCUCGCUGAAGACCCCGGCCCUCGGCAGCUCUCGCCAGAGGAGCAGCGGCGACUGGAGGAGCAGGAGGAGAACACCUUGCGCGAGCUCCGCCUCUUUCUCAGGGACGUCACGAAGCGGCUCGCCACUGACAAACGCUUCCAGAUCUUCAGCAAACCCGUGGACAUUGAGGAGGUUUCAGACUACCUCGAGGUUAUCAAACAGCCUAUGGACCUGUCCACCAUUAUGAUGAAGAUCGACACUCACAAAUACUUGGCCGCCAAGGAUUUUCUAGUGGACAUUGACCUCAUUUGCAGCAAUGCGUUAGAGUACAAUCCAGACAAGGACCCAGGAGAUAAAAUCAUCCGCCACAGGGCCUGCAGUAUGAAGGAUACUGCGCACGCCAUGAUCGCCUCUGAACUGGACCCUGAGUUUGACCGCAUGUGCGAGGAGAUCAAGGAGUCCCGCAGGAAGAGAGCCUCUCAGACCACACCCCAGCUGCCCGACCCUCCAAGCGCCGCGGCUACCAGGAAGCCCGUGGGAGAGGAAGUGGGAUUAAGCAGUUCUCAGGGUGACAUGGUGGACAAGCACUGCAGCAAUAACAUAAAGCGCAAGUUGCGCCGGCGCCCGAUUUGGGGGAGGGGCAUCAUCAGGAAGAAAAAGAGCUAUAAAAAGGAGGAAGCAGAGGAAGAUGAGGAACUGGAAGAAGAGGAAGGAGGGGACGACUCUGCUGCAAUGGUGCAAGGUGAUGCUUCUCUCACCCAGGAUGAGUCGUCCUGUGAUGCCAUGGAGCUCCAUUCUGACAAGCAACCACUCCAGGCCAACGGACACAUCCUCUCCACGGAGGAGGAGAAUUCCUCUGAGCCGAUGGCCACUCAGGACCCUCAGGGAGAGAAAGAGCCCAUCAAGGCCCCCUCGGAGGAAGCUUCCAGCUGUAAGGAGGCCAAAAUGGUCCCCGCUCCUCAAGAGUGUGUGAAUGGAAAUGAAUCUAUGGACAGUGUGUACAGUGAGGCUCUUGAUGAAGAAACCGAGGUAUACUCUAUUAAAAAAGAUGCACUUGAGGUGGAGCACAAGGAGCCUUCUGACCCAGAAUGCAAUGCAAAAGAGAAUACAACUGAAGCGGAGGGGAUGGCGUCUGAUGGCGACCAUGAAACAGAAGGUUCAUCAAAAAGGAAGCAGAAGCCAAACGAGUCGGCCGUCGGACUCGAGGAGACUGUAGAACUUCCACCACCUCCCGCUCUCGUGGUUGACCACCAGCGGCUCAAGGCUCUGUUGGAGAAGGUGGUUGUGAAUAGCGACGGCUUUAGUGUGGAUCAUCUGGAGAGGCUUUACUCAGUGCUCAGCCAGUGUAUUUACAAGCACCGCAGAGACUACGACAAGACCUGUCUGAUAGAGGCGAUGGAGAAGUUGAACAUUUCGAAACAUUCCUGUGAUGAAUAGAGGGCUUUCAGAGAGAAACGUGAUCGGAGAGUCUUUUGAUACAACAGGGAGAGGCUGGCGUUCUGAGCCAAGUCCUUAACGCAGAGUAGGUCUGGACAUCUCGGUCUCAAAUAACAGCAGGAAGGGGAAAAAAGGUGCAGACAUUAGAAACAAAGACUUACAGAGGCGACCUUGGUGCUAUCAUCUCAGGUACCUGAAACAGAACCAGUCUACAGAACCAAACACAAAAACUCCUGGAGGUCUCCUUUUUAAUUGUAUUCUUUUUUUGUACUUGCUUUCAUGCCAAUUGAUUGUUCUUGGUGCUAUUGGGUGCUAUUGUUUUUUUUUUUUUUCGUCUGCUGCUCCUUGUUCUCAUAAGCAAACAAAACACAAACAAACAGUACAUUAUAAAAGAUUGUGUGAUAUCACAUAGCAACCUCAGCCUCCGUCUACUGGAAGCAAACACAUAAACACAGAUACUCACCAGCAGUGGCAAACUGUAUACGUAUGGUGUGAUGCCAGCUGGUCAUUUACUGUGGAAAUAAACUACAUCCCCCACCCUUCAACCCAUUGAUGUAAUCAACAAUUUUUAGCCACAUAGAGAUACUCUUACUGAAAAAGAAAAAAAAACCUUUGUAGGGAUGUCUAGAGUUGUUUUCUACUGGAUGUUAAUUGUAAGAUUUGCAAGGAUUCUGUAUUGUAAACCAACUUUUCCUUGUGACAGAUGACUUAUUCUUAUUCAGACUAUACUAUUUGUAGAAAGCAACAAAAAUAAUCUGAAAGAUUUUGAUUAAAAUAUAUCUUUAAUAGAGGAAUGGUAUUAUUUAGACCCAUUGCAUAACCCCAACCCCCCCAAACUAGUUAAUGGGCUUUUUUUCUGGUUUAACUGGAUUUAUAAGCAGAUAUCUGGAGAUUGCACUGCCUAGAAUGUGCCUUAACCUUUGAAAAAAAAAAAAAAAAAAAAAAAAAAAAAAAACCUUGCUGAAUAUUGACUAUCAAUGUUUAUGGACAUGCCACAGGGCUACAAACCAAUAAAAAUGUGGCGUAUGCUGUAGGUAAUUGUUUGCCAAUCUCCAUGGUUUGUGAGUCACGUUGCUCCAACGCUAUCUCAUGACCAAUUCGUACGUAUUUUAUGAGAUGAUUUUGUACAUUUUAUCUAGACCCCAGUGACGGGUAGGUUUAGGGGCGGGGUCAGGUGUAGGUCAUUCGUACAAAUUUAUACGAAUUGUGCAUCUCGUAAAAUACGUACGAAUUGCUGUGAGAUCAGGCUGGUUGCUCUGUCAUACAUUGUGGCUUUCUUUUACCAUCCAUUUGUAUCGUAACAUCACAUAUUGGAGUAAAAAUAACAGUGAUCGUUUGGUAUGCAAGGGUUGAAGUUAAAAUGGCAGUCUAGGCAGUGCUGAAUUUUUGAACAUAAAGCAUUACUGCAUUU